AUGUUAGCGUAUUUUCUUCUUUUGCACUGUAUUGGCUUUAAUGGAAGUUGGGCUUUUUGCUUAGGUUCUGGUGCAGAUAUUCCAAUUCCUGACCAAAAAGGAGGCAGAUCGUAUUUUCAAGAUAAUUAUAACGUCUCUGUGGUUAUAGAAUUAUGUACUGCUGUCGAUGUAACGCCUUUGCCUGAAAAUCUGAGUGCUCCAAAGGAAGAAGAUUCUGAUAAAACAAAGGAUAAACGUGAUGAUGAUCGGGAUAUGAAGACUUUGGAUGAAGUAAUGCGUGAGUCAAAGAAACAAUCCGAUGAGCUUUAA
Messenger RNA from Gongylonema pulchrum, 309 nucleotides. The record is from the annotation of a GenBank genome assembly. Lineage: Eukaryota; Metazoa; Nematoda; Chromadorea; Rhabditida; Gongylonematidae.